ACUGCACGAGACGACUUGACUUCGGCUCUAUUCGUCAUUUGUCGUGAACGGUCAAGGAUGGAGGAAGAGGCACGCAAGCUUCACGAAGAAGGAAUCAGAAAGAAGCUGAUAAGUCCCGGUAAAGGAGAACUUUCGAGCUUCCCCAAUGGAACUAAGGUGAUCUUUCAUUAUCGUACCAGCAAGAGUGAUGGCACAGUGUUGGAUGACUCCAGGACGAUGGGGGGCCACAGCAAACCCAUGGAGCUCAUCCUGGGCAAGAAGUUCAAACUGGCUGUGUGGGAGCGAGUAGUCAUCACCAUGAGACCAGGCGAAGUCGCUGAAUUUACCUGUGACACUAAGCAUACUAUGCUGUAUCCGCUCGUAUCCCAGUCGCUGAGAAAUAUAAGUGCUGGUAAGGACCCUCUGGAGGGCCAGAGGCACUGCUGUGGAAUCGCUCAGAUACAUUCCCACCAUUCUUUGGGGCACAAAGAUCUGGAUGAGCUGCAGGCUAGUCCACAACCACUUAUCUUUACUAUUGAACUGCUGGAGGUCCUACCUCCAGGAUCAUACCAGCUGGAUAUCUGGGCUAUGACUGACAAGGAGAAGCUGGACCUUGUGCCUCAGAUUCACGAGGAGGGCAACUUGCUUUAUAAACAAGGAAAAAUCAAAGAGGCCACAGAAAAGUAUUAUAAUGGAAUCGCCUGCCUUAAAAAUUUACAAAUGAAGGAACAUCCUGGAGAUGAGGCUUGGGUGAACCUGGACCAAAUGAUCACUCCACUGCUCCUCAAUUACUGCCAGUGCCUGCUCCUCCAGAACCAGUACUAUGAAGUGAUUGAACACUGCUCCUCCUUGAUCUUCAAAUACGAGAGCAACGUAAAGGCUUACUACAAGCGGGCCAAAGCUCACGCCGCAGUGUGGAACAAGGCCGAGGCUCGAGCGGACUUCGACAAGGUGCUGCAGCUGGACCCUUCCCUGGGACCGUCUGUGACCAAGGAGCUGAGGGUGCUGGAGGAACGAAUCCGCUCCAAAGAGAAGGAGGAGAAGGGCCGAUACAAGGGCCUGUUUGACUUCAACACACAACCAGCCACUGCCACUACAGGCUGAAUGUUUGUGAACGAACUGGACAAAGUUGCCAAUGAAUUUCAAGAUGGAGGGAGAAUUACAAGACACGCCAGAUAUUUAGCUUUUUUUAAUCGUUGUCCCAUUACCUUCAGACACAACUUUUGUUCUCAUCCGAGUCUGUCGAUCCACCAAAAAAAGCCCAACAGGAUCAGUUUGAAACUGCAUCUUAGACCCACCAUACCUACAGUACCAUCAGAUUAAACAUAAUCUCUUGAGAUUAUCAUCGCUAAUGUAGUUAUAAUGAAAGUGGAAUAUAAUUCAGCACUUCUUAUAAGCCAUGUUUUCUUUUCUCAUGUACUCACUUGCACACCUUUAACCUGAUCACUGACAAUCAUUAAAUUGAACUAGCUUUUGUUUAUUAUAUUCUCUACAGCUAAAUACUUAAUGGUUGUAUAAAUAUAAGUUGUAUCUGUUUUUGUCAAGACGUUUUGAGCAGAAAGCCCCAGCACUUUUUAAACAACUGCAUGUGUAGCAGUGGGUUGUUAGCUUAUCAGAAGUAAAACUCCUACUGUGGCUGUUAAUGUUACAAAAAAAAUAAAUGUGUUAAUCCCAAAA
Messenger RNA from Oryzias melastigma (Indian medaka), 1656 nucleotides. It is a transcript of the gene aip, whose product is annotated as aryl hydrocarbon receptor interacting protein. The coding region runs from base 58 to 1083 and encodes 341 amino acids. The record is from RefSeq and is a predicted model, not a curated record. Lineage: Eukaryota; Metazoa; Chordata; Actinopteri; Beloniformes; Adrianichthyidae. The transcript is spliced from 7 exons. Gene Ontology annotation, molecular function: protein binding; peptidyl-prolyl cis-trans isomerase activity.